UCACACAGACAACAAUACUGAUGUACAAGUAGGCUCCAGCUCAAAAAUGGAAAUAAAUAUGCAAGAUAUAUAUCCCAGCAGUUUCAUUCAACAGGUAUCAUCCCAUCUCAAGGACACUCAAUCCUGGGUCGAUGAAGUUAACAACCAAGUUGCCAACAAACCCAACACACUCUCCACAAUUGAUAGUAACAUCAGGACAAUAAAAAAUUCUCGAACUCUAUAA
Molecule: messenger RNA, 223 nt
Organism: Acaulospora colombiana
Lineage: Eukaryota; Fungi; Glomeromycota; Glomeromycetes; Diversisporales; Acaulosporaceae
Source: the annotation of a GenBank genome assembly